UGCAAGUUUCUGCACAGCACAGAUGCACAUCCUCUGAUAACGCUGGUCUGAAACUUUUUUUCUGUUCGCCUUUGAGGUAGCGGACGCUGUGCUCUGUAUUGGCUUCACGCAGAAGCCCUUGGAGCGGGGUGAUGAAUGUGGAUCUAUCCGCCCUUAUCCAACGGGGCGCAUUUUUCGGAAGACAUUUUCAAGUAACAACGCUUUUUGUCCUGCAGUGAGGCACCGGCUGAGUCUACGCGAAGAAAGAAAAUAAGAGAAGAAAAGGUGCGACUGCCUGUUGACAGAAUGCAGGCUUUAUUUACAGUUCUAAACCCUGUUCUUUUCCUGAUUAUCUUCGGAUUAUAUCCUUCUAUGACUAUCGGGCCAAAGGAAGGCUGGCAGGUGUAUAGUUCUGCCCAGGACGCAGACGGACGCUGCAUCUGCACCGUGGUGGCACCAGAACAGAGCCUGUGUUCCAGAGAUGCCAAGAGCAGACAGCUACGCCAGCUCCUGGAAAAGGUUCAAAAUAUGUCCCAGUCCAUCGAGGUGCUGAACCUUCGCACACAGAGGGACUUUCAGUAUGUGAUCAAGAUGGAGACUCAGAUGAAGAGCCUGAGAACCAAGUUCAGGCAAAUUGAAGAUGACAGAAAAGCCAUCAUGGCCAGGAAUUUCAAGGAGCUGCAGGACAAGAUGGAUGAGCUGCAGCCACUUAUCCCCGUCCUGGAGCAGUACAAAACAGAUGCCAAGCUCAUCUCGCAGUUCAAAGAGGAGAUCCGCAACCUAUCGGCCGUGCUGAUCAGCAUCCAGGAGGAGAUUGGCGCUUACGACUAUGAGGAGCUCUACAGCCGUGUGGUCAGCCUGGACAGUCGCCUGCGAAACUGCAUGAAUAAACUGACGUGUGGGAAGCUAAUGAAAAUCACUGGCCCUGUGACGAUAAAGACGUCUGGAACGAGAUUCGGUGCAUGGAUGACUGACCCGCUGGCAUCCAGCAAGAACAAUCGAGUUUGGUACAUGGACAGCUACACCAAGAGCAAGAUUGUCCGCGAGUACAAGUCCUUGGUGGACUUUGUAUCCGGGCUGGAGUCGCGGACCUAUUACCUGCCGUACAAAUGGGCCGGGACCAACCACGUGGUGUACAACGGCUCGCUGUACUACAACAAGGAGCAGAGCAACAUCGUUGUGAAGUACAGCUUCGAGACGGGCCGGGUGCUGGCUCAGAGGGCUCUGGAGCACGCCGGCUUUGACAACGUCUACCCUUACACCUGGGGCGGCUCGUCCGACAUUGACCUGAUGGCCGACGAGCUGGGCAUGUGGGCAGUGUACGCCACCAACCAGAAUGCGGGCAACAUCGUCAUCGCCCAGCUGGACCCGGAAACGCUGGAGGUGCUCCGCACGUGGAACACAGAGUACUCCAAGAGGAACGCCGGCGAAGCCUUCAUGAUCUGCGGCACGCUCUACAUCACCAACUCGCACAUGACCGGCGCGAAGGUUUACUACUCGUACAACACCAAGACCUCCACGUACGAGUACACGGACAUCCCCUUCCACAACCAGUACUUUCACAUGUCCAUGUUGGACUACAACCCACGCGACCGAGCCCUCUACGGCUGGAACAACGGACACCAGGUGCUGUUCAACGUCACGCUGUUCCACGUCAUCAAGACCGAGGAUGACUCUUAAGGGGACUAGCAUUCACAACAGCCACGGGGCAUCGUUUGUGAUCAAGCAUUUUGUACAUUUUUCACAAUUCUUUUUUCUUUUUUUUACUGGUUUCGGAGAGCUUUCAUCACUUCAAAUGUGAUCUACGCAGUCUGUACAUUUUGAUGAACAGAAAACAUUGCCUUUUUAUAUUGGAUGGAACACCUGUAUGGAAUAGACAAGUAUAUGGCCAGAUGAUGGAACAUCUUCUAAUCAAAAGCAGAUCUUUUUAUUUCCAGAAACAUCCACUGCUGCUGAUUACAGUUAUGCCUUAUUUGCGAUAUUCACAUCUGAGAGCCUCUGGCUUCUGAUGACAUCCAUGCAUGAAUGUCUACAUUUUGCCAAGUAAUUUAUUUCAGAAAAGGUAUGUUUCUCAUAUGAAAUAAGUAUUUUAUUUAUUGUAGUGGAAAUUGCAAAUUUGUGAGGAAUAUAAUUCUGGCUGACUUCUAACUUUCUCCAAACUGGACAUUCAUUUUGUCAAUCUCAGACAUACUCAAAAGCAUAGUGCUUAUCUCUGACAGUGAAUCUGUGUACAAGACUGUAGUAACCAUUGUGUCCCUGUGAGAAUAAAGUUCAUAUUUUUAACAAAAAUA
Molecule: messenger RNA, 2270 nt
Organism: Clupea harengus (Atlantic herring)
Lineage: Eukaryota; Metazoa; Chordata; Actinopteri; Clupeiformes; Clupeidae
Gene: olfm3a
Product: olfactomedin 3a
Biological process (GO): signal transduction
Source: RefSeq, a predicted model, not a curated record